Molecule: messenger RNA, 888 nt
Organism: Suillus plorans
Lineage: Eukaryota; Fungi; Basidiomycota; Agaricomycetes; Boletales; Suillaceae
Exons: 3
Coding region: 212-835 (207 amino acids)
Biological process (GO): mycotoxin biosynthetic process
Source: RefSeq, a predicted model, not a curated record
UAUGUUUGCAGCCGCCGCACACUUAUAAUCUGCACAAGGGCCAUGCAUGUAUUGCAUAGCCAACAUAGCCCCGCUGCAGAUUUGAAUAGCCUAUCCAAAAAUACCUUCCAGGCCAAACACGAGUCUAUUCGCAUGCGUGCUUGCAACCCUGAAUGCCUUUAUAAUAACUAUCAGUACUAGUUUGCCAUUGAAGCGAUCCAUUCCGUCCACUAUGAUUCAAGCUAUGCCCAACAAUCGACUUGAACGUUUUGUCUACCUGAUUAUGAUGGUAUCCCUCACUAUCGUAUCUAUCGCGCUCACUAGCAUCAUAUUCAAGUCAAUGCUCUCAAGGGAAAACUUGAACAUUCAAACACGCACCCCAAGGCAGCAGCAAAAUUUUACUUUCAUGGGCGACGACUUUCCUGAGUCCCUAGUACCUGACGCGGGCAAAGUGAGAUUCGUGGCGGAGGAAAGCGUACGAUUUGCGCUAGACCUUCCAGAGUCCAAGACGGAAUGGCUUUCUACUUCUCCCCCGGGGACUGGACAUGUAGUUUUGGGUGCGGAGAAUCGGUCUUUCUUCGUGGCCAUGUUCCAUCAGCUUCAUUGUCUCAGGCUCUUCCGAGUGGCUCUCGCGGGUCCAAACUUUGAUCAAGAGCAUACUCAUCACUGUCUUAAUUAUCUAAGACAAUGGAUACUGUGCCAAGCAGAUCUGACACUGGAGGCAGGAGAUUUUACAACGCGAGACUUCGAACAACACCGCGUUGGUGCUACACACGUCUGCAGAGACUGGGGGGAGCUGUACGACAGUGUUGCCAUCAAUUGGAAAGACCGGCAACUUGGCAAUCAUACAGCAUGAGUGGACGAAUUCCACACCUUUUAGUAGUAGAACUGUUGUAGUAGCGUAGGGCA